AAAGCGUACUGUGGCCACUGCAGUGAGAGGAUAUGGGGACUGGGGCGUCAGGGCUACAAGUGUAUCAACUGCAAGCUACUGGUCCAUAAACGCUGUCACAAGCUCGUCCCACUGACCUGUCAAAGGCAUAUGGAUCCAGUCAUGCCAUCACAGGAGCCGUUGGUAGACGAUGAUAAAAGUGGAGAGGAAGUGGAGCUCCCCCCUGAGGACCCAGAGGAAACAGACGCAAUUCCAGUCCCUUUCUUAGCACACAACCGGAAAGUGGAAAAAGCUGAAGAUGACGCAGAGGAACUGAAGGCAGUGGUGGAUGGUAUCGAUGGGAUUCAGAUCUCUCAGGGUCUUGGGCUGGGUGACUUUGACCUGAUCCGGGUCAUCGGGAGGGGAAGUUACGCUAAGGUGCUGCUGGUUCGACUCAAGAAGAACGAACAGAUUUAUGCCAUGAAGGUGGUGAAGAAAGAAAUGGUGCAUGAUGAUGAGGACAUUGACUGGGUCCAGACAGAGAAACAUGUGUUUGAACAAGCAUCAACCAAUCCGUUCUUAGUGGGACUUCACUCCUGUUUUCAGACAGAGAGCCGGCUGUUUCUUGUGAUCGAGUAUGUGAAUGGAGGAGAUCUCAUGUUCCAUAUGCAGAGGCAGCGAAAGCUUCCAGAGGAACAUGCCAGAUUUUAUGCUGCUGAAAUUUGCAUCGCUCUUAAUUUUCUGCAUGAGAAGGGGAUUAUUUACCGGGAUUUAAAACUGGACAAUGUACUGUUGGACCAGGAUGGCCAUAUCAAACUAACAGACUAUGGCAUGUGCAAGGAGGGAAUCAGACCGGGUGACACCACCAGCACAUUUUGUGGGACACCUAACUACAUUGCUCCUGAGAUCCUGAGGGGAGAGGAUUAUGGGUUCAGUGUAGACUGGUGGGCCCUGGGUGUGCUCAUGUUCGAAAUGAUGGCAGGCCGAUCUCCAUUCGACAUCAUCACUGACAAUCCAGAUAUGAACACAGAGGAAUAUCUCUUUCAGGUCAUUUUGGAGAAGCCGAUACGUAUUCCCAGGUCAUUGUCUGUUAAGGCAGCGAGUGUACUGAAAGGUUUUUUAAACAAGGACCCGAAAGAGAGGCUGGGUUGCCAAGUUCAGACCGGAUUCACAGACAUCAAGUCUCAUACAUUCUUCAGAAGCAUAGACUGGUACCAGGCCCAGCUCCACAGGGGGGCCUGGGUGGGCCUGGCCCACCCUAUCAUGAACUUGGCCCUCCUUGAGAACUACACCUCCACCCAUCCCUCCAACUGUUCGGCCCACCCGGCAGGUCCUAUGGCCCACCUUACAUCUUAG
This is a messenger RNA of Xyrauchen texanus (razorback sucker), 1314 nucleotides long. RefSeq names its product protein kinase C zeta type-like. The record is from RefSeq and is a predicted model, not a curated record. Gene Ontology annotation, molecular function: protein kinase activity; ATP binding. Lineage: Eukaryota; Metazoa; Chordata; Actinopteri; Cypriniformes; Catostomidae. Gene Ontology annotation, biological process: protein phosphorylation. The annotation marks the transcript as partial. The transcript has 12 exons.